AUGGAGAACACCCUCAUCGACCAUAAUCAUGAGCUCAAAGCCACUUUCUCCGUGUGGAGUCCCUGCGCCUCCGCCUCCGCCACGGCCGCCAUGGCCACCCCGGUUAAACUCCACUUCGUCUUCAACACCAUCCACCGCUACGUGGUUUUACACGAUGACUCCCAGAUCGCUACUCGAUCACAACCCACCAUGGCAUACCGUGAUCGCGGCCGCUUUAACUCAACCACCAAACUCGAUCGCUCCAUGCUCUUAAGCCACCACUCUUCUCCCGCCUUCCACAGGAUCGUGCUUUCGAAGUUGUGGGAGUAUUGGGGCCACGCCCGCCACGUUUGGCUACAAUUGGGCGGCGUAGAAUCGCUGGUUCCCGAUAUUGUUCAGUCCGUCCGAAGCCUCAUUCUCGCCAACCCUACUAAUAGGGUCCGCGUACAUGUGGAUUUCUUCACGUAUCACGUUUUCGAUGGGUUUUUAGUGGGGAAUUACGGUAUGAAACCCGCGUGCAAAUCGGCGACGAUGGAGAUGCUGAAAAAGGUUGACAAAAACCACCUUUUAGAUGAUGAUGAGAGGUGUACGGUGUGUCUAGAAGAACUGGGAAGGGAGGAUGAGGAGGUUUUAUGCAUGCCGUGUUUGCAUAGGUUUCAUGGCGAAUGCAUCCUCAAGUGGCUAGAUAACAGCCAUUAUUGCCCCAUUUGCCGCUUUCAAAUGCCUACCCAAUAA
Messenger RNA from Ipomoea triloba (trilobed morning glory), 714 nucleotides. RefSeq lists its product as uncharacterized. The record is from RefSeq and is a predicted model, not a curated record. Gene Ontology annotation, molecular function: zinc ion binding; ubiquitin protein ligase activity. The coding region runs from base 1 to 714 and encodes 237 amino acids. The transcript has a single exon. Gene Ontology annotation, cellular component: cytoplasm. Gene Ontology annotation, biological process: protein ubiquitination. NCBI's taxonomy places the organism in Eukaryota, Viridiplantae, Streptophyta, Magnoliopsida, Solanales, Convolvulaceae.